AUGCUCAUCACUCAGAAUGAACAACUGCAAAAUCCAGAGACCACGUUUGAAGUGUAUGUUGAAGUGGCCUAUCCUAGGACAGCUGGCACUCUUUCAGAUCCUGAGGUGCAGAGGCAAUUCCCGGAGGACUACAGUGACCAGGAAGUUCUACAGACUUUGACCAAGUUUUGUUUCCCCUUCUAUGUGGACAGUCCCACAGUUAGCCAAGUUGGCCAGAACUUCACAUUCGUGCUCACUGACAUUGACAGCAAACAGAGAUUUGGGUUCUGCCGCUUAUCUUCAGGAGCAAAGAGCUGCUUCUGUAUCUUAAGCUAUCUCCCCUGGUUCGAAGUAUUUUAUAAGCUACUUAACAUCUUGGCAGAUUACACGACAAAAGGACAGGAGAGUCAAUGGAAUGAGCUUCUUGAAACUCUGCACAAACUUCCUAUCCCUGAUCCAGGAGUGUCCGUUCAUCUCAGCGUGCAUUCUUAUUUUACUGUGCCUGAUACCAGAGAACUUCCUAGCAUACCUGAGAAUAGAAAUCUGACAGAAUAUUUUGUGGCUGUGGAUGUGAACAACAUGUUACAUCUAUACGCCAGUAUGCUCUACGAACGCCGGAUACUCAUCAUUUGCAGCAAACUCAGCACUUUGACUGCCUGUAUCCACGGGUCCGCCGCAAUGCUCUACCCCAUGUUCUGGCAGCACGUGUACAUCCCCGUCCUGCCUCCGCACCUGCUGGACUACUGCUGUGCUCCCAUGCCCUACCUCAUAGGAAUCCAUUUAAGUUUAAUGGAGAAAGUCAGAAACAUGGCCCUGGAUGAUGUUGUGAUCCUGAACGUGGACACCAACACCCUGGAAACCCCCUUUGAUGACCUCCAGAGCCUCCCAAAUGAUGUGAUCUCGUCGCUGAAGAACCGGCUGAAGAAGGUCUCCACGACUACUGGCGACGGUGUGGCCAGAGCCUUCCUAAAGGCCCAGGCCGCUUUCUUCGGCAGCUACCGAAACGCUCUGAAAAUUGAACCGGAGGAGCCAAUCACCUUCUGCGAGGAAACCUUCGUGUCCCACUAUCGCUCCGGAGCCAUGCGGCAGUUCCUGCAGAAUGCGACACAGCUGCAGCUCUUCAAACAGUUCAUCGAUGGUAGAUUAGACCUUCUCAAUUCCGGAGAGGGUUUCAGUGAUGUUUUUGAAGAGGAGAUCAACAUGGGCGAGUAUGCCGGAAGCGAUAAACUGUACCAUCAGUGGCUCUCCACAGUCCGGAAAGGAAGUGGAGCAAUUCUGAAUACUGUAAAAACGAAAGCAAACCCAGCCAUGAAGACUGUCUAUAAGUUUGCAAAAGAUCAUGCAAAAAUGGGAAUAAAAGAGGUGAAAAACCGCUUGAAGCAAAAGGACAUCACCGAGAAUGGCUGUGCCCCCACCACAGAAGAGCAGCUGCCAAAGACUGCGCCGUCCCCACUGGUAGAGGCCAAGGACCCCAAGUUCCGAGAAGACCGGAGGCCAAUCACAGUCCACUUCGGACAGCCACAGAGACUCCGUCCCACCCGCCCGCCGCCUCCCAAGAUACAGCGCUCGAGGCCCGUGCGCCCGCCUCGGCCACACGUCGUUAAGAGGCCGAAGAGCAACAUCACGGUGGAAGGCCGGAGGACGUCCGUCGCGAGCCCCGAGCACCUCGUAAAGCCCUUGCGACACUAUGCUGUCUUCCUCUCCGAAGACUCCUCUGACGAUGAAUGCCAGCGGGAAGCGGGCCCAAGCUCUGGCUUCACCGAAAGCCUUUUCUUCUCCACUCCCUUUGAAUGGCCACAGCCAUAUCGGACACUCAAGGAGUCAGACAGUGCAGGAGACGAGGCGGAGAGUCCAGAGCAGCGCACACGGGAGCCCCUGGGCCCGGCCCCCGUGCCGCCUGACAGGGCUGCCAGCAUUGACCUCCUGGAAGAUGUCUUCAGCGGUCUCGAUAUGGAGGUCCCACUGCAGCCGCUGGGCCAGGCCAAAAGCUUGGAGGACCUUCGGACCCCCAAAGACCUAAGAGAGCAGCCAGGGACCUUUGACUAUCAGAGGCUGGACCUAGGCAGGGGUGAGAGGAGCCGCGGGAUUCCGGGGGCCUUGAAGCUCGCCCACCCGUACAACAAGCUCUGGAGCCUGGGCCAGGACGACAUGGCCAUCCCCAGCAAGCCCCUGGCCACCUCUCCUGAGAAGCCCUCAGCCAUGCUCUGGAACUCCCCGGCCCUGCCCUGCAGGCCCCAGAACCGGAAUGGCAUCCUGAAUCCCAGCGACAAGGAAGAGAUGCCCACCCCUACUCUGGGCAGCAUCACCAUCCCCCGGCCCCAGGGCAGGAAGACCCCGGAGCUGGGCAUCGUGCCCCCACCCCCAACUGCCCGCCCAGCCAAGCUCCAGGCUGCCAGCACUGCCAGCACUGCCCUCGGGGACUUCUCCUCAGAGCAGCUGCAGGCUGAGCGGGAGAGACGGGCUGCCCUGAGCUCAGCCCCAUUCCCCGGGAUCCUCGCCAGUGCUGCCCGACAGGACCCCACCGAACUGCUCCAGCCACUCAACCUGGCCCCAGGAGCUGCGGGCACCAGCAGUGACACCCUGCUGGCCCUCCUGGACCCACUUAACACAGCCUGGUCAGGCAGUACCCUUCCACCAGGCCCUGUGGCCCCAAAUGUAGCCACCCCAUUCACCCCUCAAUUCAGCUUCCCCCCCAUGGGGACCCCCACCCCCUUUCCACAGCCAUCACUCAACCCCUUCGUCCCAUCUGUGCCAGCGGCGCUGCCUGCCAUGUCCCUGGUCUCCACACCAGCUGGGCCUUACGGGGCCCCUCCUGCUCCCCUGGGGCCAGCUUUUGCCCCCAGCCUCCUGCUGUCCAAUUCUGGCUUCUGUGCCCCACACAGAUCUCAGCCCAACCUGUCUGCUCUCUCUAUGCCUAACCUCUUUGGCCAGAUGCCCAUGGGUGCCCACUCCCUGCAGCCCCUGGGUCCCCCAGCGGUCACCCCUUCGAGGAUCCGAACGUUGCCCCUGGCCCGCUCAAGCGCCAGGGCUGCCGAGGCCAAGCAAGGGCUGGCCCUCAGGCCUGGAGAUCCCCCGCUCCUCCCCUCUAGACCCUCCCAGGGCCUGGAGCCAGCACUGCAGCCCUCCGCUCCACGAGAGGCCAGAGACCCCUUUGAGGAUUUGUUACAGAAAACCAAGCAAGAUGUGAGCCCAGCCCCCGCCCCAGGCUCCGUGGAGCAGCUCAGGAAGCAGUGGGAGACCUUCGAGUGAGCCAGGCGCUGAGGGCUGGGGGCGACCGAGGCUGCGCUGCCCACCACUGCAGCUCUGGGCUGGCCCUGCUUCCCCUGCCGCUGUUUCCGCCCAGGUUCUACUGGUGGGAAGGGAUGGGACCCCUCUCUGCCACCCCUCCUCCUCUCCACACUGCCCAUCUCUGAGGUCUGGCUGCUGGAGAAUGGCACCAGUUCCAGUUUGGGAAUCGACCCAGCUCCUGGGCACCUGUCCUGCCCUGCCACCACCCUUCCCCUGCACCCAUGAUUGGGUUUUGCACUAAAGAGGACGGCUGGGCUAAUGACUGCCCCAGACCACGUCCUACCCACCUUUUUCUGGAAAGCUCCCACCAGGAGCCUUGUGGGGCUCCUCAAGGCAUCUCCUCCCGAGCCCUGUUUCCUGUCCCAACUGCAGCUCAGCCCUGAACAGCCCACCUCGCUGGGCACAGGCAUCGGUGGUACCCUCAGUGCGAGCUCGUCUGCACAAGGCGCACAUGGUUUGGAGUUUGAAGUAAGGCACCCCCUUUCCAGGCCGGAGGAGCUAUCUGGUGAGACAUAUCCAAACCCUCUCUAGCAAUAUGCACACUCAUCCUUUCCUGAGUCUUCACCUCAACUCCCAAACUUCAGUUUUUCUGGCUUGGUAGGAAUUUGGGGGCUGAGGGACCCUUGGGAUCCCUCAUGAUAGCCAAACCCCGCUCCAGCCAGCCCUGCAUGGGGACCAGGAGUACCAGCAACUCUGAUCUGUAGAAGAAAAACUAGCAACCAGGAAAAUCUGAGCGCAUCAGGCAGAGAAGCCAGGUUGCUGUUCCACACUCUCCCUCUGGUCCCCACAGCUUCUCUGGGUCUCAAGUAACUAUCAGACGGGGCUCAGCCUCUUGUCCAGUGCAUCUGCAGGGGCAGAGCUAAGAAGCAGGCACCCAGAUUCCAACCGGAAGGCCAAGCUUAACACCGUGGACUGACGCAGGGGUCCUAGCGGCCCGACUCCCGGGGACAGAAGUGGGCAGGGCGCUGAGCCCCUCUCCAGGCCCCUGGGAGGAUGUGGGCAAACUUGACUUCUCGCAGCCAGGAGGCAGGAGGAGGUCUCAGAGCCACCCCCUCCCAGCCCACCUUGUGAUUCUUGCCAGCAUAGAAAUUCCUGAGGCCAACGUCACCAAAGUUAAAUUGAAAUGUUUUGUUAUUGUUUCUUUUAUCUUUCUUUUCCUUUUUACUUUAUUGAUUUGAUGAAUCUUGAAGUUGACUAGUUUCAAUAAACCAAGUUAAAAUAUGGCCCAACCAUUUAAGAAAACAACCAUCUGAGACAUGCAGGAAAUUGUGAGCAUUUUGACCUGAUUUCUCAUUUCCUAUCUGUGAGUGGUCAGAUCCACAGUCUCAGAGGUGUCUGAUGGGGUAUGGGGGUUUCUGGAGGCCCCCAUAACCCCAAGGAGCCUUGUCAGUGCCUGAGGUGCUGGGAGGCCAUCCCAACAUGUGGGGGAGUGAGGCCUGGAAGGUCGCUCUGUGGGGUGUGAAGAGCUGCUGGCCCAGCACACAGCCCCUUCCUGAGUCAUAGCCCCUCGGGCAAGUCUUCUCUAAAUCCCAGCAAUGUCCUCUGGCUGCCGGAAGGCGGAGCUGUGUCGUGUCUGGGCCAUGUGGACUCCUCUAGGACACUCAGGUGUUUCAGUAGAUUCCAGAUCCACCCAUCUUGGGCAGACCUCUGAGCCCCACCGGGGACAGGGCAGCCCACCUGGGGGAGACAGCAUGGGGCAGAGCGUAAGACGAGGUGCCGGGUGGCCGCAGGGAAGAAGAGCCCACUCCUGUUUCCCUGGCUGUGCUGGGGGCUGGUGGCUGGUGGCAUGUGCUCCGUGUUCAUGUGAGCACUGCUGUCUCUUCCCUUGCUGGAUUGGAUUUGCAAAUCCAAGGAUGAAUUUUGUGUGUGCAUUCAAUAAAAUCUUCUUGG
Messenger RNA from Vicugna pacos (alpaca), 5157 nucleotides. NCBI's taxonomy places the organism in Eukaryota, Metazoa, Chordata, Mammalia, Artiodactyla, Camelidae. The record is from RefSeq and is a predicted model, not a curated record.